AUGAGUACAUCUUUGCUAUGAGGAUCCAUCCUGAGACACAGAUGUCUGCCAAAGAUCUCCCAUCUUAUCUCAAGGAAUGUGAUCACCAUCCAUCUCAGAGAGAGAUCAACAAUGCUUUACUAGGAGCAACCAAGAAGGAUUUCAAUAAGCCCAACUUGAUGCUGAAGGAGAGAGAAGUCUCCGAGAUCGUCUUCAUGAUCUACGUCCCACGAGGGACCGGUCUAGAAGCCAAGAAUGUCCGCAAAUCAACCUGGCUCAAUCCACUAGUUGACGGGGAGGAAGCUAGGAAGAUGAUGGGGAAUGAUGAAGUGAAGAAUGUGGAGCUCUCCAAAUCACUGCAGCUGGUCUUCAACUCCAUGCAGGAGCGCAAGGAACAGGAGAUAUAUAAGGAGAGGAUCAGAAAGAGGGAAGAGGAGAAAAAGAGGCUGGAGUUGGAGGAGCAAGAAAAGGAGAGGAAAGAACAAGAGAAGAAGCUGAUUGCUGGUGUAGGGAAUGGAGAAAAGAAAGAGGAUGAGAGUGGGGAGAAAGUGAACAGUGGUGAGAAGGAAUGAGAGAGAGAGAUAUAUAGAGAGGAAAUGGAGAGAAGUUGAGAAAGGAAGAGAGAGAUAGAGAAAAGUACUGUUUGGGAAUAGUGUUGAGAACCAGAAGAAAAGAUGAGAAAUGGAAGAGAGAGAGAGAAUGGAGAAAAGAUGAUGUUUGAAAAUGGUGAUGAGAAGCAGUAGAAGAGAUGAGAAGAGAAGGAGAGAGAGAGAGAGAGAGAGAGAGAGAGAGAGAGAAGGAGAGAGAGAGAGAGAGAGAAUUGAAUUGAAAACAGAGUUUUAGGAUAGUGAUGAUAUAAAGAAUAAUGAUGAGAAAGGGAAAGAGAAAGCAAGGUUUUGUUAGAGAAAAAAUGUAAAAGAGAGACACACACAUAAACACACAAACCGCAAAAAGAAGAAGACACUGAGAUGAAUAAAGAAUGAGAGUAGAUAGCUUGAAGAUUAAGAGAUACAUGUAGCUGGAAAGAUGGCAAGGAAAGAUAGGAGAAGAGAUAUAAUAUCCGUAUGCUGCACAUUUCAAAAGUAGUGCAGUCUUUACUUAAUGUGAACUACCGGUACUGAAAAUUAUGUGUGUGCAAUCUCCAUGAACACUGUAAGUUUCCAAUACAUUUUUGUGAUAUACACCCAAGGAAGCUAAAUAUUUGUGUCUUGGUAUAAAACAUUUAAUAUAGGAGAAAAAAGACUUUUUUAUAGUCGUACCUCACAUAAAAAGAAUUGAUAUGACGAGACAGUACUUUCUUCUGAGAUGUUUUUGAGAAAGAUUUAUCUGUGAUAUGUCCGUAUGUCUUUCUAAGCUGUGACUACAUGUACAUGUAUUUUGGAAUGACUUGUCAGCAUUUUUUUACACUACUUUUUUAUUAUUGGCUUUGUUUUGUACAUUUCUGUGAUAAACUUGUAUACCAAAUAAAACGUGAUGUAAAUGUGCUCAUUAUUAAAAGUGCUUCAGAAGAAAUCCAAAGUUUUCUAAGAUUAUUCCGUCCAUAAUUUAGGGGCUUCUUCGGGCAGAACAUUCAAGGUUAUGUGUAUUCAAUUUUCUGUCUCUUAAUUACACUAUCUUUCUCAUUUGACCAAUUGAAAGAAGGGUUCUUCUGUUUUAAAGUUGGAUUAUUACUGAAGAAAAGAUGCUGUAUUUUUGUGAAGCAGGAAUUUCAUAAAUUCUUUGUGGUAUAGAGACAAUUUAAAGAUGUUUUGAACUGAUACAGCCUAAUCUUGUUCUUCCCAAUCUAUAUUUUUCCAAAAAAUACAAAGCAGUUGCACACAAGGCUGAUAUACAUAUUUGUCCCCAUCUCUCUCUCUCUCUCUCCGUCUGUCUCACCUCCCCCCCCCCCCCCCACCUCUAUCUCUUCUGUAUUUGUUUCAUUCUUUUCUUUCCAUCUUUUUUUCUACUAUUCAAUCUCUCCUUCCACCUUAUUUCUCUUUAUUUAAUUUAAUUUGUAUGCCUGUCUCUGUUGUUUCUAUUUGUCUACCCAUCACAAUCGUUAUCUUUUCACUUUUUAUCCAUCUUCACUCUUCAUACUGUUUUAUCUCACUAACUUUCACUUGCUUUCAUUUGCUUUUCACCGUCUUUAUUUACCUUCCAGUUUAAAUGUGGACAAAGAAUUUGUAUUUUCAAAAAGAGUAACACCUUGAACAUUUAUAUUACAAAAAUUAUAUGUAUAUAAGCCCUUUUUGUCUGAAUAUUUUUGUAUUUUUGCAAUAUCUUCAUUUGUAUUCAUUUUUAUUUGUGAUUGAAAGCUUUGUACAAUUUUCGUAACGUGUGCAGUGUAUAAUGAAAUUAUUUAUACUGUAUAUAAUGUCUUUUUAAAAGCAAUAGGUAAUGCAAUGUAUAAUCAUGUAGUUGAAAUGUAUGUGUGAUUUCCAGUGUAUAAAUGUCCCCAAAAUGUGAAAUUAACUACCUCCACAUUCCAUUACUUAUAAUAUGUACAAAAUUUCUUCAAUUAUCAAAUGUUUCUAAUGAUUACUUUUGUAUUUUAUGAAAAAAAUACAUACAAGUAUGACUGGCAAAUUGCUUCUUCUAGGCAUUUGCUAGUAGUAUUUAUUUGAACCAAUAUAUCACCAGCAAUUGCUAUUCUGUGUUAGUUGAAGCAAAUUAUAUUGAGCCAGUUAUUGAAAUAAAUGUUUAAUGAUAUUUCUUCAUGUUAAUGCAGUUUGUUAAUUAAGCACUGCAUCUAAUAUUUUUUGCAAAAGUGGUUAAAUGAAUUAGACGGAAGUAACAUGCUCAAAUACUCAUACGUGUGUCUAAACAGUAUCUGUAUCUUCCUGUUUACAAUGGCAUUUUUAUUUUGCUUAACAAGUUUCAUUGAUAAUAAUUUCAGAUAUAUACAAUGUUACAUCUUCAAUCUUUGUAGUAGUAAUAAAAUUAUGACCUGAGUGAUCUUAAAUUAACAAUAAAUUUACUAAAAAGGAAA
Strongylocentrotus purpuratus (purple sea urchin) is the source of this 2947-nucleotide messenger RNA. Its product is annotated as IQ domain-containing protein M-like. Lineage: Eukaryota; Metazoa; Echinodermata; Echinoidea; Camarodonta; Strongylocentrotidae. The coding region runs from base 18 to 551 and encodes 177 amino acids. The record is from RefSeq and is a predicted model, not a curated record. The transcript has 3 exons.